Peromyscus maniculatus bairdii (prairie deer mouse) is the source of this 2478-nucleotide messenger RNA. RefSeq names its product DEP domain containing 1B (gene Depdc1b). Gene Ontology annotation, biological process: positive regulation of Wnt signaling pathway; intracellular signal transduction. Lineage: Eukaryota; Metazoa; Chordata; Mammalia; Rodentia; Cricetidae. The record is from RefSeq and is a predicted model, not a curated record.
CCUGCAGGCAGGCAAUUCAAACUGCGGCGCGGCGAGCUCCGGAGUCCGCGCCGGCGUUGCCCGGCGACAGCUGCGGGUUAGGAAUGGAGCACCGGAUCGUGGGCCCCGGGCCGUACCGGGCCACCAAGCUGUGGAAUGAAACGGUGGAGCUUUUUCGUGCCCGGAUGCCUUUACGGAGACACCGCUGUCGUUUCAAGAGUCACGAGAACUGCUUCACAGCAGCGGAAGCGGUGGAUUGGCUGCACGAGCUCCUGAGGAACAGUCAGAACUUUGGGCCCGAGGUCACUCGCAAGCAAACAGUCCAGCUGCUAAAAAAAUUCCUGAAGAAUCACGUUAUUGAAGACGUCAAGGGAAAAUGGGGUCAGGAGGAUUUUGAAGACAACCGGCACCUCUACAGAUUUCCUCCUUCCUCACCCCUGAAGCCAUAUCCAAAGAAGCCCCUGUAUCAAAGAGAUGUUAUUAAAUUUCCGGAAUGGAAUGAUCCCCCACCAGGCACUUCACAAGAGAACAUUCCAGUGAGACCAAUUGUGAUGAAUUCUGAGAUGUGGUUCAAGCGCCAUAGCAUUGCUAUUGGAGAGGUGCCAGCUUGCCGUCUAGUCCACCGCAGACAGCUGACCGAGGCCAACGUGGAAGAGAUCUGGAAGUCCAUGACAUUAUCACAUUUACAGAAAAUCCUUGGCCUGGAUUCCUUGGAAGAAGUUUUAAACAUCAAACUUGUCAACUCCAAGUUCAUCAUCCAUAACGUGUAUAGUGUCAGCAAGCAGGGAGUUGUCAUCUUGGAUGAUAAGUCAAAAGAACUUCCUCACUGGGUCCUCUCAGCUAUGAAGUGUUUGGCAAAUUGGCCCAACUGUUCAGACUGGAAGCAGCCGAUGUACUUGGGAUUUGAGAAAGAUGUCUUUAAAACUAUAGCGGAUUACUACGGUCACCUGAAGGAGCCCCUGCUCACGUUCCAUCUCUUUGACGCUUUCGUCAGUGUCCUAGGUUUGCUCCAGAAAGAGAAAAUGGCAGUCGAAGCAUUUCAGAUUUGUUGUCUCCUUCUGCCUCCUGAGAACAGGAGAAAGUUACAGCUGCUGAUGAGGAUGAUGGCGAGGAUCUGCUUAAACAAAGAGAUGCCACCGCUGUGUGAUGGCUUUGGCACCCGCACUCUGAUGGUUCAGACAUUUUCCCGGUGCAUCUUGUGUUCUAAGGAUGAAGUGGACUUAGACGAGUUGCUAGCUGCUCGGUUGGUGACAUUUCUGAUGGACAAUUACCAGGAGAUUCUCAAAGUGCCUUCGGCCCUGCAGACCUCCAUAGAAGAGCGUGUGGCUCAUCUGCGAAGAGUCCAGAUAAAAUACCCAGGAGCUGAUAUGGAUAUCACGUUGUCUGCGCCCUCAUUCUGCCGUCAAAUCAGUCCUGAGGAAUUUGAAUACCAAAGGGCUUACGGCUCUCAGGAGCCCCUGGCAGCCUUGUUGGAAGAGGUCAUAGCAGAUGCCAAACUCUCCAACAAGGAGAAGAAGAAGAAGCUGAAGCAGUUUCAGAAAUCUUACCCUGAAGUCUACCAGGAGCGAUUUCCUACACCAGAAAGUGAAGCACUUCUCUUCCCUGAAAAACCCAAGCCCAAACCACAGCUGUUCAUGUGGGCGCUGCGGAGGCCUUUCCAGCCAUUUCAGAGAACGAGAAGUUUCCGGAUGUGAUUCAGUGACGGAGCUUUAGAGACCUCAGUGGUAGAGACAGUUUUGAGUCAGUUGAGGUAUAAACUACUGAAAUAUGGAGUUUCGGAUUAUUUGACUCUCAAAAUGUUGAGCCAUUGCCAGUAUUUUUAUAAAUCUCAAUGCUGUUUUUAGAGAUGUGCAAAUCAGUGAAUGAUUGCAAACCAGGUGUGUAGUGGUGGUGUAACAAGCUUGGGUUGUUACCGAAUCGAAUGGUAAAGUGUUCCCCUCCUUCUGUUUGUUCUUUUCCAUAGUGUGUCAAGUUCUCGUGUGUGCUUUCUAGUCACUGACACCUCUGUGAAACCCAAGCCUAAGAAUGCUGUACAUACUUGAAUAAGAACACCACUGUGUGCUGUUACUGUGGUGGCUUUGAUGUGGUUGCCAAUUGUGUGACUUCUUCUGUGUAAAUCCCGUUUUCUUGUUGUUGUUACUGUGUGAAAGUCCCUACUGUCUCUCAUCGUGAUGGCUGUGCCUCUUAUUCCAGAUUUCCAGGUGCCGUGAGAGUCACCCGCACUGGCUCUUCGGCUGCCCAUCUCAUCAGUCCGCAUACGCCUAGGUGUGGAGUAGAUGUGCAUCUGCCCACAGUCAUGUAAUUCCAGUCUUAGCUAAAGAUGGAAGGUGGAGCUGAUGGAUUCUUUGGGUUCCCUGUAAAUCUAAAUUAAAUCUUUGUUUGGUUUUAUGAAAGGUAUCAAUGGGUAAGAUGAAAUUAGUUCCUUUAUGAAUGUAUUUUUUUAGCUUGUUCAUCCUUUUGAAAGUAAAUGAAAUGUAAAUAAAUACUGAGUUUUUUUAA